AUGCUCUCAACGACGUCUCCAUUCUGUCCUAUGGUACCAACUUCUACAAUGACGCCACCAACCACCACCACACCACAUCGUCCCCAGGGUUCUCCCAAACAAUGCUCCAACUGCUUCGUCGCGGAAACAUGUCAAUGGAGGAAUGUUCGAUCGGAGAAUGGAAUUUUGUGCAAUGCUUGUUUUAUAUACCAGAGGAAGUAUAAGAAGACUCGUCCAAUUACUGCAAUGGAGAAAUAUAGGAGUAAGAAAGCUCAUAGACAAAACUGUACUCAAAUUCAAGACACCCAAGUUUAUGAGGGAAAUGAAAUUCAUAUUCCAGGAGGAAAUGGGAUUUACAAUCGAUACCAGCUAAUUUUCACUGUGUUUAUAGGCCGAACUGGAAUUGGAGGGGACCCUUAUAGAUAUAUAGUAACUCCUGGACGUGAAAUGAUGAUUGAAGUGGUUACGAAGAGUUUAUUCAUGAACACAAAGAUGGCGAUCAGUGUGUAUUAUCGAGCAUACUGCAAACAACUUCAAAUCUCAGACGGCCAAACUAUUUCUAUCCCUGGAAACUCUUUACAACCAAUACCUGCCAAUUACUCGUGUACUUAUGUGAUAACAGCUCCAACUAGCCCUACAACAGGACUAUAUGCAAAUGUGACAUUGAUAAGCAAUAUGAAUGGAUUUCAGGAUAAAAUUAUAGUGACAGAUAUAACAGGGGCCAACGACUGGGACCCUGAUAUAAAUUAUUAUAAUUACAUUGUUAUACCUGGAUCUUCGAUGUUGUUUGAAAUUAAAACUGGGGAUAUGUUCAUGGCUUCGAUGUUUUUGAUCAGAGUGGAGUGGCAUGAAGUGAACAUUGGCCCGACUAAACCGAUGAUUCGAGAUGAAAUUAAUUAUGUUGACUUGGCACUAUUAAAAGAUGAUACCAGCGUGUUUAAUUCUGUGACAUUCUCGGCAAAUGAACAGCUUGUUGUUUCUCAAGUCUACUACAUUUCUGUUCAAAUUGAUUUUCCAAAUUGUUUUGUGAUUGAUGGGAAUAUCACAGAUCAAAAGAGAGUAUUUACAUUCAAAAACUUCAAUUACACUGUGUACGAGUCAGAAUCGAAUUACAUGACGUUUGUGAUGUUUAGCAAGGGGAUGAACGCAUAUGUUCUGAAUUUAUUGUCGGUUGCCAAAGAAGUACAUCAUCACUUGCCUGCUAAUUAUAAUUGCACUUAUCAGAUCCUCCCACCUGUCAACUAUGAUACCGGACUCUAUGCGAAAGUUAUACUGAAAAAUGGACUUAGAGGUGCCAAUGAUUUAAUAAUUGUUACUGAUGUUGAUGGGAAGACUACUACUAUGAAUAACCGAACCGGAAUCGGUGGUUUUCCAUUUGAGUAUCUCGUAUUCCCAGGAGCCCAAUUUUUUAUUCAAGUCACCACGAAAAGUGUUCUUAUGAAUUCUAUGUUCUCGAUUACUGUGGAGUAUCAUAAUGCACCCAUCGGACCUACCAGCACGUUGAAGACCGGAUCUGAGAUGAAUUAUUUCGAAAUGGCAACAAUAAGAGAUGGUAGAAAUGUGUUCAGUUCCAGAACUUUUACGGAUAAGGAUUCGAUCUAUAUGUACGUCGGCAGAAAGGAUAAUAGAGUGAUCACCUGUUGGGAUUGUUUCGUGAUCGAUGGGACUUUUAUGAAUCAAACACGCGUUUUUAGAUUGGCAAGUGUGGAUUAUCAAGUGUUCAAUACGAAAUCUAAUGCGUUGACAAUAAUCGCGUUUGAAGAUGGAAGUAUUCCGUUGGUGUUCAAUAGGUAUUCGGAGGCUCAGCAGUACACCGCCAUGUUUGCCUAUGCCACGACACCUGUGAUCCCAGAAUACGUCGACAUGAAAACUUUCUUCUCAGGAUUCACGGAAGUCUUAGAAGUCGUCAACUUCAACUCCACUGGAAUCAUCAUGCAGGAUCUGGUUAUCAGAAGUGACACCUGCAACGCUUAUGUGGUAGACGGACCGCCAAAUAACUCAUCAAAAGUUAUCAUGGAUAUCGCGAAUGCGACUAUGCCGAAGUCAUUUGACCUGAAAUAUUUUUCAGUGAUUAACCUAGAUUGUGACUUUGUAUUUGGUGUCAAGUCUUAUGAUAACUAA
Molecule: messenger RNA, 2100 nt
Organism: Caenorhabditis remanei
Lineage: Eukaryota; Metazoa; Nematoda; Chromadorea; Rhabditida; Rhabditidae
Exons: 13
Coding region: 1-2100 (699 amino acids)
Biological process (GO): regulation of DNA-templated transcription; innate immune response
Cellular component (GO): membrane raft
Molecular function (GO): sequence-specific DNA binding; zinc ion binding
Source: RefSeq, a predicted model, not a curated record